UCCCCGCCCCGGUUUCACAACCGCGGGCACCGGCCGCGCCGCGGGCCGCUCCGCCGAUGUUCUGCCCGGGGCCGGCCGCAUGGCGCGGCUGCCGGGGCCGCUGCUCCCCGCCGCUCUGCUCCUCCUCGCCGCCGCCGCCGCUCCCGCUCCUGCUCCUGGACGGCCCUGCGGCUCCACCGGGCUCUCGCGGGACACGGUGCUGGGCCGCCUGGGAGCAAACGUCACGUUGACCUGCCAGGACAAGGGGCUGGCGAACGUCACCGUGUCCUGGAAGAUGGAGAAGUGGGGGACGGUGGCGGCGGUGGUGGGGGGCCAUGACCGGUGGCUGGCGGAGGGCAACACACUGCUCCUGUGGCGACUGCGCUACGAGGACUCGGGGCGCUACAGCUGUUAUGUGGGGGGCCGCCCACUGCACACCCUGCGGCUGCUGGUGGAAGAGCCCCCUGAAACUCCCCGGGUCUCCUGCUACCGGCGGAGCCAUGACAAAGAUGUCCUGUGCGAGUGGCCGCUGCAGGCGAAGCCAUCCCCAGGGACGCGGGCGAUGCUCUGGGUGAAGCGGAGGUUUGCGGCUGAGAAUGCCACAGAGCAGCGGUGCCGCUACUUCUCCAAGGCGCGGAAGUUUGUUUGCCGGGUGAAGGUGCCACCCGGCGCUGAUGACACCAAACCCCUCGUGGUGUCCACGUGCGUCAGUAAUGGCGCCGGCGGCUUAGCCGGUGAGGACAGGAUCAUCACCCUCAGCAGCGUCCCAGUGAAGCCCGAUCCUCCCCUCAAUGUGACAGUGGAGGCACUGGAGAAGGCACCGCAGCAGUUGCGUGUCAACUGGUCGUACCCCUCGUCCUGGGACCCCCGCUUCUACUGGCUCCGCUUCCAGGUCCGCUACCGCCCUGAGCCCGCUGAGACCUUCACGGAGGUGGAACAGGUGAUGACAACAUGGCUGGACAUCCGUGACGCCUGGCGAGGGACACGGCACGUGGUGCAGGUGCGGGCGCAGGAGGAGUUUGGCCACGGCGCGUGGAGCGAGUGGAGCCAGGAGGCUGUGGGCACCCCCUGGACAGACCCCAGGGACCUCACCUCUGAAAUGGGACCCUUCAGCUCGCAGUUCCCCAUGGAGGAUGGCACCUAUGGGGUCACGCUGCCCCCCGAGCUCUUCGGGGAAGAUGCUGCUGAUGGUGCUGGUGGGGCUGUCAUGGAAGCCAGUGCUCGCUCUGUGGCAUCCCCCUACGCCUUCCUGGUGGCCGGGGGGAGCCUGCUCCUGGGCAUCGCCCUCUUUGUUGGCAUCGUGGUGAGGUACAAGCAGACAUGGCGGACGGGUGGGCAGCGGGGGGCCAAGCAGGAAGGCGAGGCGCAGCACGUGCUAGUGCCCCUGGGCCCCCCCAGCCCCCCACUCAGUGAGACCCCCCUGCUCUCGCCCCCUGGCCCCCUGGCCCCUGGGGCUCUCCAUAUCACCAAUUUGGACUAUUUCUUCUCAGAGCAGUAGCCGGGGGCUGGAUGCACUGGCAAGUGCCUGCGGGUUGGGCGGGGGUCCCAGGGCUGGGAUGUGGCCCCGGGAACAGCCCAGCCCCCCCCCCCCCCAUCUGGGGGUGCUGAAAGCCACCCCAGGUCUCAGGACUGGGAGCAGCCUCUGAGGAGGGGAUAAGAGUUGCCCCCGUGGAGAACCAGCCAGGGAGGUCCCCAAGAUGGGUCCCGAGGGGGCAGCUCCGGGGCCAUGGCCAAGCUGAGGUGGCUGGGGGUGAAGGCGCUGGAAGCACGGCUGCAUAGGAGCGUGGGAGCAGGGCUGGGCUCUGCCCGUGGGGCCGGGUUUGGGGGUCCCGCGGGGAAGGGCCUAGCCCCCACAGUGCCGUGGGUGUCAGGGAGUAGGGGGCCUGGCUGGAUCAGCCCCAUCCCUCUGCCCUGGCCCCGCCCCCACCCCGGGGCUUAUUUUUAAAGCACGUGUUGGGGAAAUGUGGCAAAACGUGACUCAAAUAAAUGCCUUGGAUUUGUAA
Messenger RNA from Aquila chrysaetos chrysaetos, 1982 nucleotides. It is a transcript of the gene IL6R, whose product is annotated as interleukin 6 receptor. Gene Ontology annotation, molecular function: cytokine receptor activity; protein binding. Gene Ontology annotation, cellular component: external side of plasma membrane; membrane. Gene Ontology annotation, biological process: cytokine-mediated signaling pathway. The transcript has 10 exons. Lineage: Eukaryota; Metazoa; Chordata; Aves; Accipitriformes; Accipitridae. The coding region runs from base 80 to 1477 and encodes 465 amino acids. The record is from RefSeq and is a predicted model, not a curated record.